Molecule: messenger RNA, 1973 nt
Organism: Cannabis sativa
Lineage: Eukaryota; Viridiplantae; Streptophyta; Magnoliopsida; Rosales; Cannabaceae
Product: berberine bridge enzyme-like 21
Exons: 1
Coding region: 212-1819 (535 amino acids)
Molecular function (GO): oxidoreductase activity; FAD binding
Source: RefSeq, a predicted model, not a curated record
AUGAUUAGUGGAUUACAAUCGACAAGGAAGGUUCAUUGAAAAUUUUGAGUCAAAAACUUUGAACAUAGAAAAGUUAAUUAAGAAACCUAUGUACUCAAAAGAAAAAUAAAACCUAAUAAACAUAGAUGCCCAAUUGUCCUUUAUAUAAACCACUCCAAUAUAGAACCAAAAAAACAUCACAAACUCCCAAAACUGACCAAAAAGGGCUAAAAUGGGGAAACCAAGAAUGCUUCAAAUUCCUAUCCUUUUGGUUCUUAGUGUCUUUGCCUUAUCAACAGCCUCAGAUUCUCUCUACACUACUUUCCUCAAUUGUUUAGAGAAUCAUACACAACUCAGCGACCGAGUUUCCGACUCAGUUUACUCCCAAUCCAACUCGUCCUACAACUCAGUUCUCCAAAACUACAUUCGAAACGCCCUCUACAACACCUCCUCCACCAACAAACCCCUUCUCAUUGUUACGGCCACGCACGUGUCGCACGUGCAAGCCACGGUGCUCUGUACCAAACAGAUUGGCCUCCAACUCAAAACCCGAAGUGGUGGCCAUGAUUACGCCGGAAGAUCUUACGUCUCCGACGAAAAGUUCGUCAUUCUCGACAUGUUUCAACUCCGAUCGAUCUCCGUCAACGUUGCCGACCAGACGGUCUUGGUUCAAGCAGGGGCCACACUCGGCGAACUCUACUACAGAGUCUGGGAGAAGAGUAAAGUCCUCGGUUUCCCUGCCGGAAUAUGCCCCACGGUCGGUGCCGGUGGCCACAUCACCGGCGGUGGGUACGGGAACAUGAUAAGGAAGUAUGGGUUGGCCGUUGAUUACGUCCUAGACGCUCAGAUAGUCAACGUUAAUGGAGAUAUUCUUGACAGAAAAUCAAUGGGGGAAGACCUUUUCUGGGCCAUUCGAGGAGGUGGGGCUGGGAGUUUCGGUGUCGUUUUGUCGUACACUUUGAAAUUAGUUCCAGUUCCUGAAACCGUUACGGUUUUCAGAGUGGAGAAAAUAUUGGACCAAGGCCAGAACGUGACUGAUGUCGUUUCUCAGUGGCAACAAGUGGCGCCCACGACAGACGACAACCUUUUCAUGAGAAUGUUGGUACAACCCAUCAGUUCCAAAGUGAAGAAAGGUACUAAAACGAUUAGAAUUUCGAUCAUAACUGAGUAUCUUGGAAAUGCAAAUGAAUUGGUGUCGUUAUUGGGUAAGGAGUUUCCUCUGUUGGGUUUAAAGAAGAAGGAUUGUAUGGAAAUGAGUUGGAUAGAUUCUGUUCUUUGGUGGGCUAAUUUUGAUGUUGGAACCUCACCAAAUGUGCUCCUCGAUCGAAAUCUUAACAAAGCUAGUUUUGGCCUGAGAAAAUCUGAUUAUGUUCAGACUCCGAUUUCUAAAGAUGGGCUUGAAUGGAUAUGGAAGAAGAUGAUCGAGUUAGGCAAAACUGGGUUUGUUUUCAAUCCAUAUGGUGGGAAAAUGAACGAAUUCUCACCUUCUGAGACUCCUUUCCCACACAGAGCUGGGAACUUGUUUAAGAUUCAGUACUCGGUGAAUUGGAACGACCCUAGUGUAGAGUUACAGAAGAAUUAUACUACUGAGGUCAGGAGACUUUUCAGUUACAUGACUCCAUUUGUGUCCAAAAAUCCCAGAAGUGCUUUCUUGAAUUACAGGGACUUAGAUAUUGGUGUUAAUAACUUUGUUAAAGACAGCUAUGAACAAGGAAAGGUUUAUGGAGUCAAGUACUUUGGUCAGAAUUUUGAUAGGUUGGUGAAGGUGAAGACUGCUGUCGAUCCACAAAAUUUCUUCAGGAGUGAACAAAGUAUCCCAACUUUUCCAAGUAAGGAUUAGGAAAAUUAUUUUACAAGUCACAGAACUUUGGUUAUUGUAGUUUGUUACAAGAUUAAAAUAAAUAUAUUGUCAUUAUUUUUGCUUGAGAAAGAGCAUGUGGAACUAUUUGGGUUUUAGUUACUGGCUUAGUGAAAUAUAUAUACCUCUUUUUUUA